This is a messenger RNA of Chlamydomonas reinhardtii, 3373 nucleotides long. RefSeq lists its product as uncharacterized. Lineage: Eukaryota; Viridiplantae; Chlorophyta; Chlorophyceae; Chlamydomonadales; Chlamydomonadaceae. The transcript has 9 exons. The coding region runs from base 552 to 2834 and encodes 760 amino acids. The record is from RefSeq and is a predicted model, not a curated record.
CUCAAUACAACUAUGGCCAUAACAGUGGCAUUGCACACAUGUUGGCCAGGCUCUCCUGCGUACAUCCGUCCGUAAGCUUGCCCGUGCCGAGCAGUUGAGUUGAGGCAUUAUCGCUCUGCCUACCUGUCUGGCGGAGAACUAGGCCGGUGUUGGCGCAUGGAAUGGGUGUCGUAACCGAGUUUCUGGCUGUCGCGAAGCGCUCAAUGGCCGUAUUCCUGCAAAGUUUCUAUCUUAUCACGGCAUAAACAGAUAAAGAAUGCCAGAACUGGACAAGUAGAGCUUCUGAGGGUCACACGACAUUGUAAACUUGCCGUCGUCGGCUGCACGGGGCGAGCGCAAGAAUGAUUCCUGGCUUUGAUUGUCAUUCAAAUUCCAUUGCCAUAGUACUGGAGAGGAAGCAUUAUCAUCCAGGCGACGUUAUCCGAGGAGCCGUCCUUAUCAAUGUUGUCGACACAAGUCUUGGCCACCCGCCAAGUGUGGACGUUGCGGUCACCGGCACAGAGCGGACGGCCUGGGUGCGGGAUAAGGCGGCGGCACUCACUGGAAUAAAGAUGGGUUAUGGCGGGACGAACGUUUUCUUCAAGCUUCGUAAGGUCCUGCACACGUGGCCGCCCGGUCCCACGGCGGCGGCGGCACAGGAACCAGCAGCAACGACACAGCGCCCUGCAGCGACAAGCAGCGGUGCGGCGGCCGCCGGUCCCGCGACCGAAACCAAUAGCCACCUCAAUAAUGGAGACGCUGCUUCGCCUCAGCUCCAGCCGCAGCAGCUGCAGCUCCCCUUCCGGUUCGUGUUGCCGCUGUCGGGCACGCCACCCACAGCAGAGGUGGACAUUGCGGAGGCCAACACAUGGACCGCCUCGCCCUUCUACCGACUCAAGGCUGCUGUGUGGUACGAGGUGCGUGCGCGCUGCGGGCCGCAGCAGCUGGAGGCGGCGGUGCAGCUGCAGGUGCUGCCGCUGCAGGCGCCGCCGCCGGGGCAGCCACUGGUGCUCAAGGGCCGCGCUGACAUGUGGCAGGACACGUGUGCCGGCUGGUGCUGCGGCCUGUGCGCGGGGCGCAGUGAGGUGGAGGCGGGCGGCGUGGAGGCGUGCGUGCGGGUGGCGGGCGGUGUGCUGUGCGCAGGCACCACCGCGGAAGUGAACCUGGAGAUUAAGAACCACAGCACGCGCGUGGGCUUCCCAGCUGGCAGCGGCGUGCUGUGCCUGCGGCGCAAGCUGGUGCUCCGUGAGGAGCCCACGGAGCGCAGCCGCGGCUCGUGGGACGAAUGGGAGGCCGUGCGCGUGCCAAUACCCUUUGCCCUGCCCCCCGGUGCCUCCUACACGGGUGACAGCGCCAUCACACUCCACCUGGCGGUGCCGUCCCACGCCGACCAGAGCACCUCCCUCACAGCCUACCCAGUCACCAGCGCCGGCGCCACCGCCGCCGCCGGCACCUCCCUCGCCUCCACCCUCUCCCGCAUCGCCUCCGUCCGGCCCGGCGCCCUGGCCACGGCGCCCUCAUACCCGCCCAGGCCAUCUGCCACCAGCACCAGCGGGCAAGACGGCUCCGCACCGCAGCCCACCUCCUCGGCGCCGAAACAGCCACACCCGGCGGUGGCCCCGGUGCAAUGCGCCGGCAGUGGUGGCGGCGCUCUCGGCUUCAGCGCGCUCAAUGCACACUCGCACCAGACCGCCUCCCACCCCCAUCCCAACACCACCACUAACGUCUCCACCACCACCACCACCACCACCACCACCACCACCACCACCACCACCACCACCACCACCACCACCACCACCACCACUACCACCACCUCCUCGGCCGUAUCAAAACCGGCCGCAGGCCCGAGCAUGCGCGUGGGCGCCGCAAGCGCUCCGCUCCGCACCUCUCCCUCUACCUCGGGCUCGGCUGCCGUGGGCGCCUCGGGUGGAGCCAAGCCGCAGCCGCUGGUGCACGUCAGCUACAGCCUGCGGCUGCGGUACGAGCGCAAGGGGCUGCUGGGUUCAGCGCUGGCGGAGAUGGACGCGGCGUGCCCCGUGUUUGCACGGGCGAUGGGGGAGGCGAUGUCGCCCACACACAGGUCGGGGGUGCAGGGCGGGGCGCGCGGCGGCGGGCACAGGGCCGGCGGCAGUGGCGGCGGCAGCGGUGGCGGCGCAGGGAGCGGCGGCGGCGCGGGCACCGGAAGCGGCAACGGCACGAGCAAUGGCGGCGCGGCGGCGGCGGGUGCUGCAGGCGGUGGCGGCGGCGGCGGCGGGCGGGCUGCUGACAGCCAGUACGGCAUGGAUCUGCCGCCGCUGCCGGACUGGUGGCGCCCCACGGUGCUGGAGCGGGUGGUAGACUUGGACUCGGCCCUCAACGUGGAGCCGACCUUACUGGGGCCGCAUGCGGGGGCGGGUGCGGCGCUGAGCAGCCGGACCUCGGGGAGUCAGGCGCCGGCCCUGAGCGCCCUGGCGCAGGGGCUGAGCGGCUAUGGGGAAGGCAAGGGCUGCGGCAGCGGCCACCCGGCGAGCAGCGGAGGCGCGCCUGCAGGGGCUGGCGCUGUCAAUGGGGCCGCUUGCGCCGCUGACGCCGCUAUCAGUGGUGCCGGGACAGGCGGUAAUGCAGCCGGAGAUGGAGCCGGAGCCGGCGGUGGUGGUGGUGGCGGUGGUGGUGGUGAUGGUGGUGGUGGUGGUGGUGGCAGUAGCUCGCCUCGUGCACAGGCGCCCGAGGCAGCGGACCCAUUGGCAGCAAGGGCGGCGGGUGCGGCCGCGCCCGCGGGCGGGGCCGGGGCGGCGGCUGGUGCAGCUAGCGGCGGUGGGGAGAAGCCAUCAAUAGCGAUUGAGAUUGAGCCGGGAGAUGCAGCCGCGCGUUGCUAGCACCGAUUUGAUGGCAGGCGGUCGUGAGUCGUGACGCCGACUGGGGCGACUGCACGAUAGGCUCCUGCGGGCGGCCGCCGUGUGUGUGCGAGAAAGACACGACAAGGGACGUGAACACUGUGCACUGCGACAGCGCAAGCAAACCGUGGGGGGGUGUCAGGAAAGCACAAACGUACAUGUGUGUUUAUGCGGUGUGGCAAUCUGGCCAAUAGCAGGAGCGCGGGGCUGUGAGAAGCCUGCGCUGGCCUUGGCAAAAGCUUUACCCGCCCGCUCGUGAGUCGUGAGCAUUCGCUGCGAUGCUGCAUGGAUUCAUUAUGAGCCCCCAGAUGGUGUGACUGAGUCUCCGGCGCAUGAAACUAUACUCGUUGUGUGCCCUGACCGGGUGCUGCUCAGUAUUCAAGCUAGCUGUGUUGGUGCCUGGUGCCGUGCGUGCUUGUUAUCAUUGAAGACUGCUUGUCGCUCGUGUGCUGCUACUGCUGCUUCCUGGGCAUGGGAGAGGACACAAUGCGAAUACGGUCCUGCCAGCAGCGCACCGCCUG